AUGGAGCGGCAUCUCGCGAGCCGCGGCCAUCCACAACCACCGCCCAAGAAGCAGCACCAGGAACCUGCAAAGGCCGUCCGAACCAGCCACUGGUAUCUGACCGAUCCCAAGCUGCCCGAGCGCUUCGACAGUCCCGGCACUUGGAACUACAAGAUCAACAAGCAGCAUCCACUGUUCACAACGACUUCGAAUCAAUACGGUAGUUACUACCCGUCUAUCCACGAGAUGCCCCUCAAGUUCCACGGCCAGUCCUCGCGCUUCACCGAGCAUCUCAGCCGCGCUGGACCCUAUCGGAACUUUUCGCUCAACACCAAGUAG
Messenger RNA from Polychytrium aggregatum, 318 nucleotides. RefSeq lists its product as uncharacterized. The record is from RefSeq and is a predicted model, not a curated record. The coding region runs from base 1 to 318 and encodes 105 amino acids. The transcript has 3 exons. NCBI's taxonomy places the organism in Eukaryota, Fungi, Chytridiomycota, Chytridiomycetes, Polychytriales. Gene Ontology annotation, cellular component: axonemal microtubule. Gene Ontology annotation, biological process: axoneme assembly.